Molecule: messenger RNA, 426 nt
Organism: Thelazia callipaeda (thelaziosis nematode)
Lineage: Eukaryota; Metazoa; Nematoda; Chromadorea; Rhabditida; Thelaziidae
Source: the annotation of a GenBank genome assembly
AUGUCAAAGGAAGCGGGAACAGGUGAAAAUAACACAAAUUUGCACAAGAAAUCAACCGAUUUCGGUGAGCUUCCACUAACUUUAAAGGAACGGUUGAAGCAGUUGGAUAUAAAUGACUACGUGAAUCGUUCUCCAGAUGAUCCUCGCUGGUUUGAUCGAAAAUAUAAUGAAAAACAUGGGGCAUUUUCAAAUAAAAACCUUUUGUGGGCAUCACCAAUAGAUGCGCGUUAUCAGCAAAUCAAGAUGGGACGGCAUUGUUUCGAUUAUUACAUUGAUUUUCAUCGUUGUAUUACUUUGUUAGGGGAAGAUCAUAAACCAUGUAAAUUCUUCUACAAUGUUUACACUGAUAUUUGCCCUUCGGCAUGGGUUGAAAAGUUUGACGAAUGGAGAGAAGCUGGCAUAUAUCCCGCACGUUUCGAUCGUUGA